Molecule: messenger RNA, 585 nt
Organism: Perkinsus marinus ATCC 50983
Lineage: Eukaryota; Perkinsozoa; Perkinsida; Perkinsidae
Product: GTP-binding protein YPT7, putative
Exons: 4
Coding region: 1-585 (194 amino acids)
Biological process (GO): regulation of vacuole fusion, non-autophagic
Cellular component (GO): phagocytic vesicle; late endosome; vacuole
Molecular function (GO): GTP binding; GTPase activity
Source: RefSeq, a predicted model, not a curated record
AUGCACGGUAGCUUUUCCCAUCACAGCUACAAGCCCACAGUGGGGGCGGACUUCUAUAGCAAAAAGUUGGAUAUUAUCCCUGAUUUGGAGCGAUUCCGAUCACUGGGAGCAUCCUUCUAUCGGGGAGCUGAUGCUUGCAUUCUGGUCUGUGAUGUUUCCCGACAAUAUGGGCUGAAGAAUGUCCUCGAUUGGAGGCGCGAUUUCCUCAAGCAUGCCGAUCCUGAUGAGCCCGAGAAGUUCCCGUUCGUUUUCGUCGCAAACAAAACAGACCUCCCCGAGCAUGCAUUCACGGAGUCUGACGUGGUUGAGCUAAUCACGGAAAUACGCAAGGAGUAUCCCUGCUGUGCCGACUACCCCGUGGUCAUGGCUUCCGCCGAGAACGGGUCGGGAGUACGUCAAGUCUUCGAGCUUGCCGGGACCGCUGCUGUGCAACGAGCAAAUGAGAACGAUCGACGGUUCUCUCCUCAAGGACUUCCGGGUGGGUACAAUAAACAAUGCAGGGAAUUACGCACUCAGUUAGCCACGCGUAUUGAGGGCUACCUUGGAGAGGAUGUCGUUCGCGACGUACCUGUAAGCAUGACAUGA